This is a messenger RNA of Mus pahari (shrew mouse), 1812 nucleotides long. RefSeq names its product cysteine rich hydrophobic domain 1 (gene Chic1). The record is from RefSeq and is a predicted model, not a curated record. The transcript has 6 exons. The coding region runs from base 144 to 821 and encodes 225 amino acids. NCBI's taxonomy places the organism in Eukaryota, Metazoa, Chordata, Mammalia, Rodentia, Muridae.
UCUACCCAACACGCAGGCGCGUCUCCUCAAGAGCUUUCCCCGCCCCCUCCUCUUUCUCUUCAGUCCGUUCCCCCUCCUCUCCCAGCCGCUCCGCAGGUUCAAACUCUUCUCCGGGAGAGUGGCGGCGAUCGCGCGGUCACGUGAUGAGCAUCCUGCUGCCCAACAUGGCGGAGUUCGACACCAUCUCGGAAUUGGAGGAAGAAGAAGAGGCAGCAACAUCGUCGUCGUCUCCGUCGUCGUCUCCGUCGUCGUCGUCGUCGUCGUCGGUAUCUGGGCCCGAUGAGGACGAGGAAGAUGAGGAGGAGGAAGAGGACGAGGAAGAGGAGGAGGACGAGGAAGAGGAGGAGGAGGUGCCGCCCCCGCCUCGGGUAGUGAGCGAGGAGCAUCUGCGGAGAUAUGCCCCAGACCCUGUGUUGGUGCGCGGCGCCGGCCACAUCACUGUGUUUGGAUUGAGCAACAAGUUUGAUACCGAAUUUCCGUCAGUUCUGACAGGGAAGGUGGCUCCAGAAGAAUUUAAGACCAGCAUUGGCCGUGUGAACUCAUGCUUGAAAAAGGCUCUCCCUGUCAAUGUGAAAUGGCUGCUGUGUGGAUGUCUCUGCUGCUGCUGUACCCUGGGGUGUAGCCUGUGGCCUGUUAUUUGUCUCAACAAAAGAACCAGAAGAUCGAUUCAGAAGUUACUAGAAUGGGAAAAUAACAGAUUAUACCACAAGCUUGCUCUGCACUGGAAACUGACUAAAAGGAAAUGUGAAACUAGCAAUAUGAUGGAGUAUGUAAUACUAAUAGAAUUCUUACCAAAAUACCCCAUAUUCCGACCCGACUGAGGAGUUUUCUUCAGUCUCCUCUGUGUUAUCUGUCAUUUCCUACCCUUAGUGCCUUGUAGAUGAUCUUGGAAUGGGGACAGUCCCCUUCACUGUGUUCAGUUUAUUCUUUACAACAGUAGACUAUUCUUCUCACUCUUUUAUUUGUGUUAAGAAAAUUUGCACAUCUUUUUUGUUAUUAAAUGAGGCUUGUGUUUUGCACUCUCAAUUUUUAAAUAAAUGCAAACAUAUACCCGUAUUUAUUGUUAACACUAAAAACAUCAGUGCUGGUGUUUAAAGAAACAAAACAAAAACCUUGUUCUGAGCAUGCUGCCUUAUGAUUUUCAUACUCACUGUUUCUAAAUAUGCAUCAUUUUUCUAGGCUAUUUAAUGCUCUGUAAUCCCUUACUGGACACACCCAAAUAAGCUUUUGGUAGCUUUUAGAAAUGGUUUUACUCUGCUCUUAAAGAAAAUGCAAUUAAUAGCACUGGUUUCCUCCUGCACUUUGCUAAAUUGUCACUUAUGUUAGUGGAUAAAAAUAUUUAAACUCCUAAAGACUUGUAAAUAUUGUCUCUUUGCAUAAUGUAAAAUGUGGUAUGCCAUGGUUUACAGAAUGUAUUAUUAUCAAUGUAUUGCCAACAAUUCCACAUAGAUUUUACUAUGAAGGAUGUUUGCAAGCAUCCUGUUGAAUGUAGAGACCUUUAACAUGCUGUUUUGUGGCAAAGCCAAAAUGAGGAUGUUAAAUUUCAGGUGUGGGGCGGAGUACCCUUCCUAAUAAGUGGAUUAAAAUUGAAAUCAUUACUUCAGAUUUUAGGCAUCACACCUGAGACCAAGAACCUUUUUUCCAUUUACUUCACCGUUCUCCAUUUCUCCUCCACUCCACCCCCAUCUUAUAGCCUCACUAAUUCUCAUUUCCUUUCCCUUCUUUGAAAAUACACAAGAUUUCGGUCUUUAAAUGUUUUAAGAGCUGGGCACAUACCGUUAAUCUCAGCACUCAGAAGUCAGAGGCCACAGA